Molecule: messenger RNA, 1527 nt
Organism: Parnassius mnemosyne (clouded apollo)
Lineage: Eukaryota; Metazoa; Arthropoda; Insecta; Lepidoptera; Papilionidae
Source: the annotation of a GenBank genome assembly
AUGCGGGCUCAGAAGAAACCCGCUGCCUUGCUUCUGUUGCUGUUUGCAAUAGACGCCCUUCAUGCUAGCAGACGGAAGCAAAAGGACAAACUUAUUCAAACUACUACAAACAUAUGUGACAUAAGUGAUCGAGAUUCAAAGAUACAUUGCUACUGCGAUCAUAGUCAAGAAAUAAACGAAGCUGUUAAAACAGAAUGCUGGGUAUUCAAUGGAGGCAUAGAAAAAUCUGAUUCAUUAUGGUCUAGUUUUAUUUCUCAGUCGAAUAUUGAGAAUUUAGCCUUUAAUGUAAGAGCUGAUGGUGGACUAAGCUUUGUGCCUACUAAUGUUUUGAAAUACCUUCGAAAGUUGCGCAAUUUCAGCGUCAAAUUUAGUUCCAUUAAGAAUAUUGAAAGUUACUCCUUUGUCAAUUUAACGACCGUACAAGAAAUGACCUUAACGAAAAAUCAAAUUGUAACUUUAAGCAAAUAUGCGUUUUUCAAUUUACCGAACUUAACUAUUCUUACUUUAGACGAGAAUAGAAUAAACAAACUAGUUACAGAAACAUUUUAUGAAUUACCUAGUCUAGAAAAAUUAUAUUUAACAAGUAAUAAUAUAAGUGUUAUUGAAGGUGGAACCUUUAAACACUUAGUGAAUUUGUUAGAAUUAGAAUUGGACAGAAAUAAUAUAAGUGAACUCAAAAAAGAGUGCUUCAACGGAUUAGCUAAUCUUAAGCGCUUAGACUUGCGAAGAAACAAUUUGUCCAUUUUAAACUCGUUCACCUUUACAGAGUUAUGGAACCUGCAGGAAUUGUUGUUAGAUUACAACGAAAUAUACAUUUUAGCGCAAAGAACAUUUGACGGAUUAUCGCAGUUAAAAAAGUUAAGCUUAAGUCACAACAAACUUGUAAGUUUAAUAAAUGGAUUGUUCGAAGGUGUACGGGGUCUUUCGGCAUUAGAUUUAAGACACAAUAAAUUGAAAAAAUUCACAUUUGAUAACGUAAGGCCCAUAUAUGAUAAUCUGAAGAAACAAAAGAGUUUUAUUUAUUUAGAAGGAAAUGAAUUUGAUUGUGACUGUCACUUAGCAUGGAUGCACAAGUUACGUCAUGAAGCAAGAAGCAUUAAAGUGAGAACCGCUUUAGAAAAUUUUGUGUGCAAAUUCAACGCUGAUCCAUCGAUAAAUGUGCAUCUUACUUUUUAUGAAAAAAGUGUUAUUGAAAGUAACAAUCUUUUUGAAGAUGAUAAGAAUCAUGACAAAGAUUAUAAAGAUAAUUUAGAUGAUUUAUUUCAAGAUGAAACAGAAGAAGAAUUCGUUGAAGAGCCAAAAAUAAUUAGAAAAGAAAAUGAGAAAACUUUAUUGCAAAUUCCUGUAGAAUUAUUGCCUUGUCCCGCAGCCACAAAAAGUGUAACUGAUAAAACAUAUACCUAUCCCUCACAAAAUGAAGCAAAAGAUUACAGAAAUUUAAUAAUUACAUCAAAUUCCUACAAAGCCUGUGCAACAAUUUUUCCAUUUGUAUUUUUAGUACUGUUACAUCUGAAAGGUCUCUACUAA